UGCAUAUUGCGUUACGUAUUGUGACAUCAUCCAACGGUCAGAGUUUUUACUAUUUAUUCUUAUUAUUUCACCAAAAUUCUCCGAAAUUUUGAAAUCAUGGCCGCCGAGUCCUAUCAGCAAAGCUCAGCAACAGUACAACUCGGAGCCGGUAAAGACUUCAUCCACACCGAUGUAAUUCCUCAACCUGGAGAAACCAUCUUGGAUUUAGGCUGCGGCACUGGCGAGUUGUCUGCCUACCUUGCUGAACUGGUUGGACCCAAAGGGUCUGUUAUUGGCGUCGAUCCUGACUUCAGCCGACUGCAACUGGCCAAGGAAACUCAUCGUAAUGUAGAGAACCUCUCUUUUAUAGAAGGCAACUCAAAUCAGUUCGAAGGCAUGGGCUUCGACACUUUCGAUAUUAUUUUCUCUAAUUAUGUACUUCACUGGAUACCUGACAAAAGCAAGGCGUUUAGAAACAUGUUGAACAGUUUGAAAUCUGGUGGGAAAGUCGCCAUACAGUACAUAGAUGCCCUACCUCCCUUGCUGGUUUCUUCGCUUGAAAUUUUGAAUCCGGAGACGUCUGAACAAUUAAACAACAAGUUGCAUCUCGUAAAGAGAGAUGAUGUUGAUCUUAUAUGUGCGACGGCAGGAUUUAAUGUUGUGAAGAGCUAUUACAUCAAAGAUACUACAGUUGUUUAUCCCAGCGUGGAAAGCCUUCUACAGUGGUCUGUGGGCACUUCACAUGGAGUUUUCGAUGUAAAUCUUGUAACCCAAGAAAGAAUUAAGCUAUUGUUGCAGAAGUUUGGAAACCCACCGUUCGAUUUGACUGAAAAUUCCUUCGACUGCAGACUUGUUGCCGUAAAAUCAAAAUCACAGACACUGUAAAUGCCGGUAUAUUACCCUAAUAGCGAAGACGUAGGUUGAUGAUCGCAAAUACGAAAAUGUUGAAUGUAUGAGAGUGCAUGUCGAUAGUGAAGCUUACUUUGCUGACGGUCGAAAA
Stylophora pistillata is the source of this 979-nucleotide messenger RNA. RefSeq names its product trans-aconitate 2-methyltransferase-like. NCBI's taxonomy places the organism in Eukaryota, Metazoa, Cnidaria, Anthozoa, Scleractinia, Pocilloporidae. The record is from RefSeq and is a predicted model, not a curated record.